This is a messenger RNA of Amorphotheca resinae ATCC 22711, 1804 nucleotides long. RefSeq lists its product as hypothetical. Gene Ontology annotation, molecular function: monooxygenase activity; FAD binding. The record is from RefSeq and is a predicted model, not a curated record. Lineage: Eukaryota; Fungi; Ascomycota; Leotiomycetes; Helotiales; Amorphothecaceae. The transcript is spliced from 3 exons. The coding region runs from base 235 to 1626 and encodes 463 amino acids. Gene Ontology annotation, biological process: secondary metabolite biosynthetic process.
GGCCGAGCGCCGGUGGAUGGGGCCUCGAUGGGUCGCGGCUCUAUCGUGCACCAUCUUCAGGUAAUUCGGUGUAAGAUAUAAAACACUUUCCUUUCCCUCCUACCAGAGGCAAGUAAGUAUUUGGCAUUUGGUGUCAGCUCAACUCAUUCAUUCUCCUACCUUUUCCAAGAGCCUUCCCUUCUCUAUGUGCAGCCUAUUUCUCCACAUAAUCAUCACCACCUAUCGACGACCAGGAUGUCACCCCCCGAAUUCCAACUACACAUCGCAAUAGUAGGUGCUGGCCUGGGUGGCUUGGCAGCCGCAAUCUCAAUAGCACAAUCAGGUCACAGAGUGACAAUUCUCGAACAAGCUCCUGAGCUCGGUGAGGUCGGGGCAGGUAUCCAGAUCCCACCCAACUCCUCGAGGAUCCUGAAACGACUCGGUAUCCUCUCCAAGGUUGAAGCUCUCUCGGUUCGCCCCCACGAAUUCGUGCUCCGCUCUUACAGGGACGGAAAAGUACUGUCCACCCAACCCCUCCUUCCCUACUGCGAAGAGAGAUAUGGAGCACCAUACCUGCACAUCCACCGCGCGGAUUACCACCGCGUGCUUGUUAACGAGGCGAGGAGACUUGGCGUGGCGAUCCAGCUGAACGCGAAGGUGACGGGGAUUGAUUUCGAGAAGCCUGAGAUCAAACUUGCGGAUGGGAGCACGCUCGCGGCCGAUCUGGUCAUCGGAGCAGAUGGGCUUAAGAGUGUUUGCAGGGAACAAUUGCUAGGCAAGAAGGACCCGCCGAAGUUGACAGGCGAUCUGGCAUAUCGUGUUACGAUUCCCGCCUCCGCGAUGUUACAACAUCCUUCUCUUCUGCCGCUCAUCGAGAACCCCGCAGUCAAUUUCUGGCUCGGGCCAUCUUCGCACUGCGUUGGCUAUCUGUUGAAGAGAGAGGGUGGGGAGGGAAUAUAUAACAUGGUGCUUGCAUGCCCGGACAACCUCCCGGAACUGGUCAACACAGCGAAAGCUGAUCUACAGGAAAUGCGAGAUUUCUUUUCCGGCUGGGACGAGAAUUUGAGACUGUUGCUUGGGCUGGUAGACGAUACGUCGAAAUGGAGGUUGAUGAAUAGUGAAGAGCUGGCUAGCUGGGCACACCCGUCGGGGAAGUUCGUCUUGCUGGGAGAUGCAUGCCAUGCUACUCUACCUUAUUUAGCCUCAGGAGCAGCAAUGGCCGUCGAAGACGGCUACCUCCUCGGACGUCUCCUCUCCAAGAUCCCCCGCUCCGCCCCGCCCCCCGCCUUCCUCCUCCCGGACAUCCUCACCAUCUACGAAACAGUGCGCAAGCCGCGCACCACCCGCGUCGUCAAGCAGUCCUCGCACUACCAGCAGAUCUUCCACAUGCACGACGGCCCGCUCCAGCGCGAGCGCGACCGCCAGCUGCUCCGCUACCAGCAGGAGCCUUACGCUGGCUAUCCUAAUAAGUGGCGCGAUCCGGUGUUCCGCGAGUGGUUGUGGGGCUAUGAUGCUGAGCAGGAGGUCGAGACGGCGUGGGCUGUGUAUCGGAGUGGAAGGUUUCCGCUGACGAUGGGUGGUCGGUGGGAGAGUGAGCGGGAGGUGGUGGGGAGCGCGGUGGGUAGUAUGAUCAUGAGUCGAUUGUAAAAGGGCGUUUGAGCGAUCGGCGUUCAUGGGCGUUGGUUUUACCUUGGGGAAUAUGUAUGGAUGCUGAUAACCAGGAAUCGCUGGUAAAUUAAAGUUAUUUUGCUACUUCUCUUCUCUAUUUGUGACUGCGGUAUAAUUAAUUAAGUUUAUUCAUACAUCCAAGAAUCACAUAUCAGCU